CAAGGACAAGGACAAGGACAAGGAGCUGGUUCUAGAAGGCUACCAAAAGAUGGAGAAAAUUGGAGAAGGAACAUACGGAGUCGUCUACAAAGCAACCCACAAAGUUUCAGGAAGGAUCGUUGCUCUGAAAAAGAUCCGCCUGGAGAACGAGGACGAAGGCGUACCCAGCACUGCCAUCAGGGAGAUUUCACUGCUGAAGGAACUCAAGCAUGUUAAUGUUGUGCAGUUGCUCGAUAUCAUUCACGACGAGACCAAGCUGUACCUAGUUUUCGAGUUCCUGGAUCUGGACUUGAAAAAAUACAUGGAUAUUCUGCCUACGACAACAGGAGCAGGAUUGCCAAUGGACCAGGUCAAGGACUUUCUCUAUCAACUGCUUCGUGGAGUGGAAUUUUGCCAUUCACGCCGUAUCCUCCAUCGCGAUCUCAAGCCUCAGAAUCUGCUAAUCGACGAACAUAGGACACUCAAGCUUGCGGAUUUCGGACUGGCGCGUGCGUUUGGCAUUCCCCUAAGGACAUAUACGCACGAGGUUGUGACGCUGUGGUACCGCGCGCCUGAGAUUCUGAUGGGCUCACGACAUUACUCGACUGCUGUUGAUAUGUGGAGUGUCGGAUGCAUCUUUGUAGAAACCAUCACCAAGAAACCGCUUUUUCCAGGCGACUCCGAGAUUGAUGAACUAUUCAAGAUUUUCAACUUGCGAGGAACACCGUCGGAAUCAAUUUGGCCAGGCGUUGAGGGUCUAAAGGACUGGAAAUCGACUUUCCCGGAUUGGAAGCCCAAACCACUCAGGCAAAUAGUACCACAGUUGAGCAAGGAUGGAAUUAAUCUGCUUUCUCAGAUGCUUGAAUACGAUCCAGCAAAAAGAAUCUCUGCCAAGCGAGCUCUACUACACCCGUUCUUUGACGAUAUCAGAAGUACGGUACCGGCCUUUUCACAUCAGCCCAGGGUGACGAUGAGGCGCUGUUGAUCACGCAUAACCAAUAGACCUCGUACAUCGUCGCGCUAUUUACAUAUUUAAUCAUUGUAGACUUCAGCCAAAAAAAGUCAAAAAAAUCAAUGCAAAACAAAUGCCUG
Messenger RNA from Gamsiella multidivaricata, 1071 nucleotides. RefSeq names its product kinase-like domain-containing protein. The record is from RefSeq and is a predicted model, not a curated record. The transcript is spliced from 7 exons. Gene Ontology annotation, molecular function: cyclin binding; cyclin-dependent protein serine/threonine kinase activity; ATP binding. Gene Ontology annotation, biological process: regulation of gene expression; G1/S transition of mitotic cell cycle; protein phosphorylation. The coding region runs from base 50 to 964 and encodes 304 amino acids. NCBI's taxonomy places the organism in Eukaryota, Fungi, Mortierellomycota, Mortierellomycetes, Mortierellales, Mortierellaceae. Gene Ontology annotation, cellular component: nucleus; cytoplasm; cyclin-dependent protein kinase holoenzyme complex.